AUGAACGAUAAAAUUAAUGAAAAUUCAAGAGACUCAUUAGAAUCAUUGUUUGAAAAAUAUGAUAAUAAUAAGAAUGUAUUAAAAGGAAUCGAUUUGAAGAUUAACAUUGAUCAAGAUUCAUAUGAAUCAGAUUCAUCUAGUCAAAAAUCAAAGGGUACUCCUGAAUAAACUGAUAAUUCAUGUAUUUCUAUAUAAGAGAUAACUACAUAUAGUAAGGAGAAAAAACUAACCUUUCAACCAGAACUAAUCGAAUUAAAAUAAUAAAAUAUAUAUGAAGUAAAUCAUAAAAUAAAAGAAUAGUAGAAAACUAAAUCUAAAUCAUUAGAAGAGAUUAAUAGACAAUUCAAAUUAUAAAAAGAGAAUCCUCCUAAAUUAAAUUUAAGUAAAACUUUAGAUAAGAAAAAAUAAUAACUUUUAUAGCCUCAACAAAAACAAAUUAUGAAUCCUAAAUUAUUGUAGAUUAAUAGCUACACAGUAAGUUCUUCAAAACCAAAGAUUGAUAAGAUUAGAUAAUUAUCUAUUAAUCCAACUAAAAAUAUUGUUAAAUAAGAAACUAUUAAGGAAUCUAAAAAAUCAUUACAUAUUGAAAAAGCUAAAUAACAAUGUCCUAUUUUAAAAAAAACUAAUUCCUAAAUAACUUAAGAUAAAAAGACAUUUUAAGGAAUGUUUUAAGAAAAAAGCGGGAUUUUUACAGUAACAGGUAAACCAAUAUUUGAGUUCAAUUCUUUAAUAAAAUAUUUAUUUUUAAAAGAUUACAGUAAGGAUUCUGAAAAUGAAAUAUAUAAUAAGAUACCUAAAAAAUUUAAAUCAGAUACAGAUUAUUGUAAAAUAUUUGAAUACUUAUUUUUAAAUGAAGCAUUUCAUUAAAUAAAAUAAGAAUUAUAAAGAAUUAAUAAAUAAAAAUUUAGAAGAAUUUAAAUAAAAUAAGAUGAUGUUGAAAUAGAUAAAGAUGGAUUAAUCUUUUAAAUGAGAUAAUAUUAAUAAAAUCCAAAAGAGAAGAAUAAGGAUAGAAAUAAUGAAACUGAAAAAAAAUAGUAGGAUGAUAGUGAUGAAAGUGUACAUAAAGAAGAAAGUAUAUGUGACUUAACAUCUUUAAAAAAUUACAUUGUCAUAAUAAGCAAUAAAUUUUCAUUUAAUCCAGCAAAAAUAAAUAAGUAAAUAUAUAUAUUUAAUUAAAUUUAGAAUUAAAGAAAAACGUCAAUUAUUUUUUGGUAUGUUAAUAGAACCUUAAACACAUCAAUAUUUAAAUCAAAUUAAAAUUUAAACUUUUAUUCCUAGAGAUCCAUUAUAUUAAAAUUGGAUUUCAGUAUAUUUAUUUCCUUUUGUAAAAAUUACAACUUAAAUUAGGUAAUAUAUAUUUUUAAUUUUAGAGAAUAUUUAAUGAUCAAUAAAAUAACAUAAACACCUUUAUAUCCAUUAAUUUUGGAUCCAAAAUCAUAAUAAAAUUUAAUUGGUGCUGAUAAAGAUAAAAUUUGGAAUAUAAAUUCUUAGAAUAUAAUUCCAAAUGGAAGAGUAAUGGAUCCAUUUUUUAAUUAUAUUAAUUAAAAUUUUAACCUUUCAUAGGCCACAGCAAUUUAAUAAUUAAUAUUAUAAGAUAGAGGUAUUUGUUUAUUAUAAGGACCUCCUGGUACAGGUAAAACACAUACUUUAAUUGGUUUAUUAUCAGGGGUCUAUGAAUAUAUGAAAAUAAUGAAUAAAUUUCCAAAGAAAAAGAUUUUGAUUUGUGCUCCUUCAAAUGCAGCCAUAGAUGAAAUUAUAUUUAGAAUUUUAUAAGGAGGAUUAUUUGAUAGUGAAGGUAGAUCUAGAACAGUGAAAUUAGUGAGAUUAGGUGUUUUAGAUGAAGAAAAUGAUAAAAGUGUUAUAAUCAAAUAGGUUUCUUUAGAAGAUGUAGCUUAAUAUUAAUUAUUCAAUAAAAGUUCUUUUAAAGCAAAUUCAGAUUAAAAGACAACAGGAGAAUUAAGAAUUGAAUUGAGUAAAACAACAUAGGCUAUAAAAAAAAUAAAAGAAAAUGAAAAAUAUGAUGAAUAACAAAAGAAAUAAUUAAAUGAAUUAUGGAAUAAAAGAAAUUAAUUAAUGUAGUAUUUAGAAUAAGUAAGAACUAAUAAAAGAAAUUAAAAAGAAAAUUAUGUUCUUUUUUGUGAAAAGAUUAUAAGUGAAGCUGAAAUACUUUGUUCAACUUUAAGUACUGCUGGGACUGAUAAAUUAAGUAAAUUUAUUGAUGCAUUUGAAUUAUUGAUUGUUGAUGAAGCAGCAUAAUGUACUGAACCUUCUAAUAAUAUUCCAUUAAGAUUAGGAAUGAGAAAGAUGAUAUUGAUAGGUGAUCCUAAAUAAUUACCAGCUACAACAUUUUCAUCAAUUUCAUAAAUUACUCAUUAUAAUAGAAGUUUAUUUGAAAGAAUUUUAGAUAAUGAUUUUAAACCAUUCUUUUUAGACAUGUAAUAUAGAAUGCAUCCUCAAAUUAGAGAAUUUCCAUCAUUAAACUUUUAUGAUAAUAAAUUAAUUGAUCAUUUUUCUGUUUAUGAAAGAUUGAUACCUACUAAUUUUUUUAAUUAAAGAGUAUUAUUUAUAGAUAUUGAAAGUGAAGAAACUAAAGAUGAAAAAUCAUUUUAAAAUUAAACUGAAUGUAAUAUGAUUGUAGAAGUUUUGAAGAAUAUUAAAAAUGCAUAUCCUACUUAAAGUUUAGGUGUUAUUUGUGCAUAUAAGGCUUAGGUUAGAUUGAUUAAAUCUGAAAUUAAGAGAUAAAUAGGAGAUCUAAUGGAUGACAUUUAAAUUAAUACAGUAGAUUCAUUUUAAGGUUAGGAAAGAGAUGUUAUAUUGUUUUCUUGUGUUCGAUCUUCAUCUUCUGGAAAUAUUGGAUUUCUUUAAGAUGGAAGAAGAGUUAAUGUUGCCUUAACAAGAGCAAGAAAUGCUUUAUUUAUUUUUGGAAAUGCAAUUACAGUAAAAAAUAUUAUUAUUAUAUUAGUUGGCAUAAUGUUAAUUAUGGAAGAACCUAUUAUUAAAUUUGCACAAUAGGAAGCUUUACAGAUAUGUUGGAAAAAAUGAUUAUUUUUCAUUUAAAAUUUUAGCAGAAGAUAUUUGGUUUGAUAGAUAAAGAAAAAUUCAUGACUAACUAUUAAAUCUUUUGAAUGAUAAAGAACUUAAUCUUUAGGAAGAAUUAAAAACUAUUGAAUAAAAUAAAGAUUAAGAAAUUUUCAAAGAUAAACAAGAAUAAUAGAAUAAUAAAACUGAAAAAAAUCUAAUUCAAUCACCAUCAUUAAGCUAAUUUCAUAAUCACAUUAAUAAUAAUAAUAAUAAUAAUCNGUUGAUGAAGCAGCAUAAUGUACUGAACCUUCUAAUAAUAUUCCAUUAAGAUUAGGAAUGA
This is a messenger RNA of Paramecium pentaurelia, 3361 nucleotides long. Lineage: Eukaryota; Ciliophora; Oligohymenophorea; Peniculida; Parameciidae. The record is from the annotation of a GenBank genome assembly.